CCCAGCACGCACACACACAAAGCUCGGGGCGGUCCGCAAGCAACGCAGCUCGUCUGCAACUUCGCCCGAGCCCACUUGGCCUUCCCGCGUUUAAUCUUUUUUUUUUUUAUAUUUUUUUGCAUGAAAAGUAUUUUGUGAAGACUUGUUUCGAGGAACCGUCUUGUUUACGUGCCGAAGAAGAAAAGCGGCGGAAGGAAAUGUCCAGCUGAGUGUUGGGAAAGCCUCAAAACCGAGCAGCGGGGCCUGCUUGUUUGUUUUUUUUUUUUUUUUUUUUGUCUUGUUUUGUUUUGUUUGUAAUGAGUGAUAAAUGCUUCGACUAUGGCACUGAAGGCACAGGUUUUAUACGACUUCACUGCGGAGCCUGGAAACAAUGAGCUGACGGUGAAAGAAGGGGAGACCGUCACCGUCACCAAUCAGCACAUCGGCGGUGGCUGGAUUGAAGCGCAGAACUCCAGAGGGGACGUCGGCCUGGUGCCCGAAGACUACAUCGAGCUCAACAAGUCGCCCCUCCCGUCGUUCCCCGCCGCCAACGUCGGGAACGUCGCAAGUUCCGAUCUGUCCUUCUUUGACGCCUUCGCCCCUGCGUCGACCCAACAAAACCAGGCCCACAGCAACGGCAAUGACCCCUGGUCAACGUGGAACGCGGACCCCUCGGCGGGCUCCUCUAACAACUGGGCAUCCAACCCAGAGGGAACCCAGACCGGCAAGCCGGCCCCGGUUGACUCUUGGGGCGGCGCCCCUCAGGGCCAUCCUCAGGCCUACCAGGGUCCAGGAGCCGAGGACGACGAGUGGGACGACGAGUGGGACGACAAGUCGACCGGGGGUUACGGCGAGUCCGAACCCGGAGAUGGCAGCGGCUUACAGCGAGGGGGCGCUCACGCGUCGAUGAAAAUCAAGUUUCCGGGCUUCUCCAAGUCUGGUCCCGAGUUGUACCUCCUGUGCAAGCAGAUUGCAAAGGGCAAGGACAAACUGCCAAUCUACAUGGGAGAGGUCGGUCCGGUGUGGCUUUACCCGGAAUCGCAGCUGGACUGUGUGGUCGCCGAUCCCAAGAAAGGCUCCAAGAUGUACGGCCUCAAGAGCUACAUCGAGUACCAAAUCACACCGAACACCACGAACCGACCCGUGAACCACAGAUACAAGCACUUCGAUUGGCUGUACGAGCGGCUGCUGGACAAAUUCGGCUCGGCCGUUCCCAUCCCGUCGUUACCGGACAAGCAGGUUACAGGGCGCUUUGAAGAAGAGUUCAUUAAGAUGCGAAUGGAGCGGUUGCAGGGCUGGAUGAGCAGGAUGUGCAGGCACCCCGUCAUUGCCGGCAGCGAAGUUUUUCAGCUCUUCCUCACGUACAAGGAUGAGAAGGACUGGAAAAUGGGCAAGAGAAAAGCAGAAAAGGACGAGACGGUGGGAGUGAUGAUCUUCACCACCGUUGAGCCCGAAGCUGCCGACUUGGAUCCCAUCGAAGUGGAGCAGAAGUGCGAGCAGUUCAGCAGGUUCACCAAAGCGAUGGACGACGGCGUGAAGGAAAUCCUCACAGUGGGCCACGAGCACUGGAAGCGAUGCACCGGCCCUCUGCCAAAAGAGUACCAGCGAAUCGGCAAAGCCUUCCAGAACCUCUCCUCGGUCUUCACCAGCAGCGGCUACCAAGGUGAGGUAACCCUGACCGACGCCAUGACGGCCGCGGGGAAGACGUACGAGGAGAUUGCCCAGUUGGUGGCGGAGCAGCCCAAAAAGGACCUCCACUUCCUCAUGGAGACCAACAACGAGUACAAAGGUUUGCUCGGAUGCUUCCCGGACACCAUCGGCGUCCAUAAGGCGGCCAUCGAGAAAGUGAAGGAAGGCGACAAGUUGGUGGCCACCAGUAAAAUUAGCCCUCAGGAAAAGGCCGUCAUGGCCAAACGGGUCAGCACCAUGUCUUACGCGCUACAAGCUGAGAUGAACCACUUCCAUAGCAACCGCAUCUACGACUACAACCGGGUCAUGCAGCUCUACCUGGAAGAGCAAGUCAAGUUUUACGAGACGAUCGCCGCCAAGCUGAGACAAGCUCACAGUCAGUUCACGACCAUGUAACGCGGCCGACGAAGCCCAUGUCCCAAAUAGUCGCCACAUAACAGCCUCUUGAGGUUUUUCUUUUUUCUUUUUCUCCCCCCACCCCCCCCCCCCCCCACCACCAAUCUCCUCUCAUCUCUUGGGCGGCUUUUUGAGCGUUAAAUAGCGUUCAAAGCGGAGCGGCCUGGCGCUGAUUGCGGACGACAGAACACGCAAUUGGAAAAGUAUUCUACUAUUCACUGUAGCCUCUUUUUAAGAAUGAAAUGUCAACAAAGUUACCGCGGCAACUGUUGUGUGCCUUUCCACGUGAAUGCGUGCCCCGCGACUCAUCCUUCGAAGGAAUCGUGCAUGUUUGUGUUUGCGCUUCCUGUUCAGAUGACAGGAAGCUCCACCCCUUCCUGUCCUCCGCCCGCGUGCCUUGCUCCGUAAGCUUCAAGCUAAUUCCAUGUCUGCAUUUGCAAAUGUUUACAUUGCAGGACAUAACACGCGUUUAAAGACUUUAUGAAUGAUUCCCGCUGCCAGUGGUCUGAUUUUGAAUUUUUUUGUUUUUAUGAAAGGUGCAGGAGCUGUCGAGCACAUAUGCAGUUUGUGCUUUUUUGUUUAUUGGUUUGUUUUGCUUUUUGCUUGCAAUCAAUCCCUGGCUUUAAUUUUUUAUUUUUUUUUUUUUUGGGGGGGGGGGGGGGCUCACUUUAUUUUACUAUCACGUGAUACACAACUAUAAUAGAUGUAUAGACGCAUAUUUAAUAAGCACGCUGACCGGCACCACAGGUGCACGUGUACAAAGUGAAUAAGGCCUGUUUGAACGACUUCGGGGUCUGUUUUGGUCAGUCCGACGGUUUCUCGGCUCUUAUUUGUACAUGUGUGCCUAAUGAAGUGGCCGCUGCGUGUACAGCACAUAUAAAUAAAUAUACAUUAUUCCGG
Molecule: messenger RNA, 2964 nt
Organism: Syngnathoides biaculeatus (alligator pipefish)
Lineage: Eukaryota; Metazoa; Chordata; Actinopteri; Syngnathiformes; Syngnathidae
Gene: snx9b
Product: sorting nexin 9b
Exons: 18
Coding region: 319-2064 (581 amino acids)
Biological process (GO): plasma membrane tubulation; mitotic cell cycle; intracellular protein transport
Cellular component (GO): plasma membrane; cytoplasmic vesicle
Molecular function (GO): protein binding; phosphatidylinositol binding
Source: RefSeq, a predicted model, not a curated record